Messenger RNA from Sphaerulina musiva SO2202, 300 nucleotides. Its product is annotated as bola domain-containing protein. The transcript is spliced from 2 exons. The record is from RefSeq and is a predicted model, not a curated record. The annotation marks the transcript as partial. Gene Ontology annotation, cellular component: nucleus; cytosol. Lineage: Eukaryota; Fungi; Ascomycota; Dothideomycetes; Mycosphaerellales; Mycosphaerellaceae. Gene Ontology annotation, molecular function: 2 iron, 2 sulfur cluster binding. Gene Ontology annotation, biological process: intracellular iron ion homeostasis.
AUGUCUGCGCGAACCGAUCUCGAAGCCGAGCAGAACCAACACUCUUCUGGAGUCACACCAGACACGUUACGCUCCACACUCGAAGAGAAACUCGAAGCGCAAUACGUCGACAUUGCGGAUUUAUCAGGUGGCUGUGGACAAAUGUACGAAGCGAUCAUUGUGUCGCCGCAGUUUGCGAAGAAGACGACGUUAGCCCGACAUCGGUUGGUGAAUUCGACUUUGAAAGCAGAAAUCGCAGCGAUACAUGCUUGGACUCCCAAGUGUUUUACGCCGGAGGAGUGGGAGAAGAAGAAGGAGCAG